UCUCUUCUUCGUACUCUCCUCCUUUUUUUCUUCACCUCUUCCUUCUUCUUCCACUCUUCCUCUUCUCCUCUUUUUCUUCGUCCUCCUCCUCCUCCUCUCUUCCCUCACUUUACUUCCCCGGUUGUCCCCGCCCCGGCUCUCACGUCACAUGCGGCACAUCGUUACGGACAAAUGGAGCGGAGCCUUCAUGUCCACUGACCUGGAUUGAGGAGGGUCUGGAUCGGUUCGGCUCGGCUCAGAGGACAACAGCGCAGGUAAAGCAGACCUCCUUCUUUUCAAACACCGCACAUUUGUUUCUACCUCGUCUUUGCAGCCUGCGUUAUUUCACGUUGUAUCACCAGAGCCUAUUCAGAGAAACCACUGAGUAAUUGUCCACCUUCCCCAUCUACAAUCACAGUCUCAUCCUUUAAAUAGCCACGUUUUUAUCCUCCUCUGACAUGUUGCGGUGAGCACACGUUUUCUUCUUUAGCGCCCCUCUUGGAGGCUGCAUCAAUAUUUUAAAAGGGCGCUCAUGUUUUGCGAUCAUCUCUCCCACCGCCCACACUGACGCGUCCCGCCGCGCCGUGAGGAGCUGGACUGUGGAUGACUUCUCUCCUGCGCUCUCCCUGACCAGCGCUGCCGUGUGGAUGGAGUCGGGACCGGGAGGCCGAGGCUGCCGGUCAGCGCCGCUCCUGGAGCCGCAGAGCUGGAGGAAGAGCCCCGACCAGUGAUCCACCAUCCUGCUGAGACAGAACACCAGCGGGGCCCCACAUCUCUGCCGAGACACUGGUCCUCCUGCAUGGAGCCGGAGGGCGCAUGGUAGCGCAGGGAGGGCGCCAGGGGCCUCCGGGAGACACCACAGCUUCUCAACUUGACCAACUCCACCAGGACUGAUGGAUCUGAAGAGAGUGCUGUCCUUUCCUCCAUACCCUGGGGGUUACCUGCAUCCAGUGGUGUAUGCCUGCACUGCAGUCAUGCUGCUCUGUCUGCUCGUCUCCAUCAUGACUUACUUUGUCCACCACAGUGUGAUUCGGAUCAGCAGGAAUGGCUGGCACACACUCCUCAACUUCCUCUUCCAUACUGGACUGACAUUUGGAGUUUUUGCUGGUGGCAUCAAUCAGAUCAACUUACCAUUUGUGUGUCAGAUUGUUGGUAUUGUACUCCACUAUGCUUCUUUGUCUACCAUGCUGUGGCUGACGUUUACUGCUAGAAACAUCUGUGAAGACGUGUCCAAAGACCCACUUCAAGCCCAGGACAGGAAUGCACCAGCCCAAACUCGCCAGAAACCAACUAUCCUCAGAUUUUAUCUUGUAAGUGAUGGAAUUCCACUCAUAAUUGUUGGAAUUACAGCAGCAUUUGGUAUGGAUAACUAUGGCAGUAGGGAUGAUGCUUUAUAUUGCUGGAUGGCGUGGGAACCAAGCCUGGGAGGGUUCUAUGCCCCCGUGAGUCUUCUGGUCUUAGUCAUGUGUGUGUACUUUUUGUGCACCUACAUCCAGCUAAAGCGCCACCCAGAGAGGAAAUACGAGCUGCGGCUUCUGAGGGAGGAGCAGCAACAGUUGUCAUCUAAUGAAUCAAACCACCACUGCCACACUGAGAGUGGGGGAUCGUCAGGGCCGGCUGGGGACUGUCCACCAUUUGCUGCAGGUGUAUCAGUACUGGCCAAUGAGCACUCAUUUAAAUCUCAGCUCCGGGCAACAGCCUUCACCCUGUUUCUGUUCCUGGCUACCUGGGCUUUGGGAGCGUUGGCGGUGUCACUGGGGCAUUUUCUGGACAUGAUAUUCAGCUGUCUGUAUGGGGCUUUUUGUGUCACUCUGGGACUCUUUCUUCUAAUCCAGCAUUGUGCCAAACGUGAUGAUGUGUGGCACCGUUGGUGGGCUUGUUGCCCGUCCAAGUCCAAGACAGAUGACGGGAAUGGGGACGGACAGAGCCGAAGGCAGGUGCUCCAUCAGCCACACUGCCACCUGAACCCCCCGUUCUCAGGCAAGCAGUCGCUGCUUUCUCCUCACCUUAUGCAAAGUCCUUUCCACAAAAUGACACCACCUCCCCAGAGCCCAACAGCGAAUCACACAGCUCCAUGCUGCUUGGCUGUGAUGAGUCCCGUCACCGCAUCCCCCGUCACACCCCUCAUUGAGCCAGUGCCCUCACCACGGCCACAGUCACUUCCUGAUGAGCUCCCUCGUCCGACUCUUCCCCUACAGAGCUGCCUUACUGACAGAACAAAGUCACGCUCCUUUAACCGGCCACGCCCGUUACUCAAGGACUACCAUUCCCACAUGACCUCCACCAGUAUGGAUGGGAGUGUGCACAGCUCUCACCUGGACAGCCCUCAUGCUGCACACCACCUAGACAGCUCACCACUGGUUUCCAGCAGCCCACAUCCAGAUCUCCAGCUUGCCUGUCCCAGCCCUCAAUUAGAUAAGCAGCUGGCUUCGUGCCACAGCCUGCAACGCCAGACGUCCUGCCACAGCGUACAAGAGUCAAUGGCUUCCUGUCACAGCCACGCCCACAACAUGCAUGACAGUAUCACAUCUUGUCACAGCUUACUUCUGCCUUCUCAUGGGGUUCACACAUGCCAGUGGCGCAUGUACAGCUCAGCUGACCACUCUUCCAGCACAAGCUGUUGUGAGAAAUCCGAUCCCUUCACCUUGCAAUACCAGCAAGACCCUGACAUUUACAGUUGCAUGUCAAAAACAGCAGACCAAGAGAAAGACUCUCUCUGUGUUGAGGUAGAGCAUAAAGGUUUCCCAAGAAAUACCCUGCCACGGCAUGCCACUAUAGGUCGGCGGGGGGCCAUUGGGCGAAACAGGAGUCUGCAAGAAGAUGGCCUGUUUGGUUCAGAUGCUACAGGAAACAUACGUACUGGCCCUUGGAAGAAUGAAACAACAGUAUAGUUUUUUCUAUACUUGGAACAGCCAGGCCUUCCAGCAGCCCUGUAUUCGGAUUACUUUGUAAGUGUUUGGGUUUUCUUGCCUUCAGCUUUGUCCUUAAACCACAGGUUGAUUUUUUUUGUGGAUUUCCAUACCCCAUUGAUAUUUCAGAUCCCUUUAUGGCAAAGUUAACUUUAAAUAUGUUACAACACAGUUUUUACAAGGAACAUUUAGACAUAGGAAACGUUCAAAUAAUGCUGAAUUAUUAUUGUGCUCCAUGAUGUUUCACGUUGCAGUCAGUGUUGUUGUGGACCGUCAAGGGCCACAGUUGCUCAGUAAUUAGCAAUGUUACAACAAGAGUCUGAACAAUAUCAGUUCCAGUUACGACCUUUUCAUUGCGUGGAGUUUUCUUUGUUAUUGUCAGUCUGUUUCACAUUCAUCCUACAGUCCAAAGUCUUGCAGAGGUAGUAGUAGAAAAUAUACCUCAAUUCAGCCUCCAUUAUUUUAUUUCUGUAAAAUAACAGACCUGAUCUAAAAGGGACUGGAGGUUACCUUUUUACUGGAAUAAACCCAAAAGUUGUGUCUAUGGUAGAGCUGAUUUUACUUCAAUUUGUUUAUCAGAGCGAUAGAUAUUGACACCUAAAUACUACAACAACUCAAUGGUACACAAACCAUUGAUUGCUGCAAUCCAAUGUUAUACUAAGUCUACAACCUAGUGUAGACUGAGUAUUCUGUCUGCUCUGGACUGCCCAGAGUCCCAGAUCCUGGGGUAGGUCUCAGUUAUUAUGAUUACUACAAGGACCUGUGGAAGAUCUCUAUUCUGCCAGUGCUUUUGAAGAAGGAACUGGAAUUUUCAACAUAAUUUCUACUGCCAUUUGGCCAACUCCAAGUUGCUCUGAGUACUGAAAGGAUGGUGACGCUGAAUUCAAAUAUACCCAAGCACAACUAGACUCUAUCCAAAAUGUGGUUGCCAUGAAACAGAACCUUAGAGAGAAAAAAUUCCUAAACCGACCGCAACAUGAUUCACCAGCAGUUAUUACAGUGGAGAAACAGCACUACAUAUCUUUAGAUUAGACAGUAUAACUUGGACCUAGCCUGGCACAAGCACUAUAGUUGUAAAGAAACACUCUGCUGGGAUCUGGAUUUGAAGCUUAAAAGACCAUGUGCAGUGCAAUGUUUCCCACUCAAAAAUAUGCUUUCACAUUUUCUGCAUCAUUGAUUUAUAAUUCAUAAAAGAAGCAGAGCUAGAAUAAUGUCCUAUGUGCCCACAUAAAUACUGCAAGAGGAGCUGUUUUUUUUUUAGUUGUUUUUUCUUUUUGUAGUAAUUCCCUGUCUCCAUGCUAACAAACAGUGAAGGGGGACACAAUUCACAGUCCUUGCUGUGUGCAAAAAAUGCUUCCGAAGUCUACUUCAAGAUCAUUUGGGGUUUCAUAAAAGUUAGUUGUAGCCAUUUAAGGGGACAGUAGAUAGGUCCUCCAGCACUUCAGACUGGAAGUGCAUUAGAAGGGCGUCUCCUAUUGUACCGUAAACAGGAGGAAAAAGUGUUUCAUUGUUUAUUGGGGCACCUAGCAUUGAAGAAAAUGUGACCCUACCCUUUAAGAUUGCAAACAGAUCUCAAAAGUCCAAAAGCUGAUCGUUAAGGUUUUAGAGAAACUGUUGUGCACAUGAAGAGAGUUUUAAAGAGUUUUCAUCAACAGCUGCAAACCCCUGUUCAUGUACAGUAUUAUGCAAAGAGGCAGUAAGAUAUCAUUGAUUGCACCUUUGAAUACUUGGAUUGAUCCAUUUUUAAAAGAUCUAUAUUUGUUAAUGUUACAUUUCUAAUAGAAUUUACACGAUAUAAUUUUAAUCAGAGUGGUUAUACAUCCGAAAACACAUGUGAAACCGCGUGAGCAUGUGUGUGUUUUUUAUGUGAGCAACAGUGCAUGAGUAGUGUGUUUGUGCUAUAUGUGUGUGUUGUUAUGGAUCCACCCCUGCAGAAUUUUAUGAAUAUCUUGAUAAAGAUUAAUUUAUGACAUCUAUGGAGAUUUUUUUUAUGGAGACACUUUAUGUAUGCUGCCAAAUAGAAUCAAAUAAAUACUGCACUUGUGUACUAUAGUAAGCCUCACUUGGUGAGAUAAUAUUUACAGAACAGUGCAAUGUGCUAAAAAGCACAAACUUUGUAUAGUGCCAAAAUUAUUUGCCAAUUUUCACUGUGAUGAGAAACUACACACAAUGCAUUUUAAAUGAGAGAUCACAUACAGUAUACAGUAGAAGUGAGUCCACCCCUUUUCAAUAUCAUUUACUGUAAAUGUCAAUUGAUUCAAAACUGUUUAUCCUGUCAGUAUUGCAUUUCUUCUAAUGAACAAUCGCAAGCAGAUAUUUUAUAGACUGAAAAUAUAAGCCUCAACAUAGAAACUCAACAAAAGAUAGUACACCUGUGAUCACUAAAAGAAAGUUGCACACACCUGGGAUUUAUAAUCAGCCAAAUUGAAUGAACAUGGUUAUACAAUAAGCUGUGAAUAGCAGAAUUUUCUCAAUUUUGAGCCUGUAUAUCUGCAUCAUGUUAUCAAGUCUAUAAAACUAUGGCAGAAGAGGAAUAAUUCAUCACGACAACGAUGAUGAUUAAUAGAGUAAAUCUAAACUGUUGAAACUUUAUACAAAAGGGCAAAUAGCCUACUGUGCAACCUAGAAGAAAUACAAUGAACGUCAAGUAAUACAAGUUUGAAUCAUUUGACACUUUAUUGAUAUUGCACAGGAGUGUACUGACUUGUGUUGUCUGCUGUAGCUUGUAGCGUCAUACAAACUUAAACUCAGGUUUUAGAAUAUCAUCAGCAACUCUGUCAAGUAGUCCAGAGACUUCCAUCUGUUUUACCCAGAGAGAUGUUUCAUAAAGUUGCAGCAGCUGUUAAGCCAGGCUUACUUUGGUAAAUCGUGAUCAUUUUCAGUUUGGUAAAGGAGUUCUAAAUUAAUCCAAGCCUCAGGACAGCCCAGUUGUGGAGAAGCUAGUUUUUACACUUAGGCCAGGCUGAACAAUAGGGUUGCCUUACAGGUGCUACAACUGAUCAAAUGAGUCUUUAUCAGAAAUGCAUGUAACUGUUAUCUGUCUGAAAGUGAAUAGUUAAUCUGCUAAUCUGACAAUACAACUUUGAUUUGUCUGUGGUUAAAAAAAUUAGUUUGCUAUUCAGCAUUAUAGAUUAUGUUUUUUUUUGGACUUUGGACAAAGCUUGGCUAGUUGUUUCCCUCCAUUUCUAGUCUUUAUGCUAAUCCUUCUGAGCGUGACAUUGAACUCAUGGCGAUAGCGUUAUGAAACAUCUCAAUUUUAGCCCUAUGAGUGAGAAUAAUAACCUUAAUGUCAGGAUGUUAGGUCUGCGGAGUAGCUUUUGUCAGAGCUAACCUCAUCUCAUGGCCUUCUUCAACAAAUAAAUUGAGUUAGCUUUAUUGUGAAGUUCCAAGUUCCUUACUCUGUGCUCUCUCAAACCCUUGCACAUUUUCUUGCACAUUGAAAUAGUCAACCGAGCAUGAACCUGCAUUUUGUAAGCUCAAAUAAAUAAUUAAUAGAUUGGUGAUUUCUUUUUAAUUUAGCUGGCAAUUGUUUUUCUGUGCUCAAGAAAUUAAGAAGACAAAUAUAAUGCCUUAAAUGUGCAGUUCUGUGUAAGUGAACUAUUGCCACUGUAUCAAGCUUAAACUUAGUUUACUUUUCUAGGAUCAAUCAAACCAGGAUUUUCACUGUCAGCCCUGUUUACUAGCCUUCUCUAUGAAACACCUCUCUGGCUCAGGGUAUAAAGUGGCACAUUGUUAAAAAGUGAAUGUGCAUACAUCUUUUCAAUUUUACCCUAUUAAACUCAUCCUCAUCCUUACAUUUUAUUCUGUUUUUAAGUUUUAAAUGGGCCUUCAUACAGACGCUAGUGUUAAUUACUGAAGAAUGAGUCAGAUCACUCUGUUCCAUAUUGUAGGUUAGACACAGGUGUUCACUUAAAUGUCAGCAUAUCCCAGUUUGAUGUCAGUGCUGCCAUCAGCAGCACUAACCUUCAGCCUAACAUUGAUGACAGUGUACAUGUGAUGUGUCCCAGUGUUGCGACAGCUUUAAGUGUCUUCCCAGACUGGGGGGGUGGGGGGGA
Amphiprion ocellaris (clown anemonefish) is the source of this 6943-nucleotide messenger RNA. RefSeq names its product adhesion G protein-coupled receptor A1a (gene adgra1a). Bases 873 to 2870 code for a protein of 665 amino acids. The transcript is spliced from 6 exons. Lineage: Eukaryota; Metazoa; Chordata; Actinopteri; Pomacentridae. Gene Ontology annotation, biological process: cell surface receptor signaling pathway; G protein-coupled receptor signaling pathway. Gene Ontology annotation, cellular component: plasma membrane; glutamatergic synapse; postsynaptic density. Gene Ontology annotation, molecular function: G protein-coupled receptor activity. The record is from RefSeq and is a predicted model, not a curated record.